This is a messenger RNA of Oncorhynchus masou masou (cherry salmon), 1212 nucleotides long. RefSeq names its product translation initiation factor eIF2B subunit beta-like. The record is from RefSeq and is a predicted model, not a curated record. The transcript is spliced from 8 exons. Gene Ontology annotation, molecular function: translation initiation factor activity; guanyl-nucleotide exchange factor activity. Gene Ontology annotation, biological process: translational initiation. The coding region runs from base 99 to 1166 and encodes 355 amino acids. Lineage: Eukaryota; Metazoa; Chordata; Actinopteri; Salmoniformes; Salmonidae. Gene Ontology annotation, cellular component: eukaryotic translation initiation factor 2B complex.
CAAUGUAGUUCCGGUUCAAUUUCCCUCUUCAGUAAAUGUGUGACAACAUCAAAUAGUUUUUUAUACAGCAUCUAGCAAGUGAACUUAAAAAAAACAAUAUGCCUGGGGCAGACAAGGAAACAGAUCUUACGGAACGAAUCGAGGCUUUUCUUGCCGAUUUGAAGCGGGGAGGCAGUGGGACAGGACCCCUCCGAGGGUCGGGGGUAAUGGCCAGAGAAACCACAUAUUUGCUUCGGAGAAUAACAGCCCAAGCACGAUGGAGCAGCGCAGGUGACCUGAUGGAGAUCAUUCGCAAUGAGGGAAGGAGAAUGACGGCCGCCCAACCGUCCGAGACCACCGUGGGCAACAUGGUACGGCGCGUGCUCAAGAUCAUCAGGGAGGAGUAUGCCAGGUCCCGUGGUAGCAGUGAGGAGACCGAGCAGCAGGAGUCCCUCCACAAGCUGCUGACGGCGGGGGGGCUGAGUGAGGAAAACUUCAGACAGCACUUUGUUCAUCUCAAAGCCAACGUCAUAGAGGCCAUCAAUGAACUCCUCACAGAACUGGAGGGCACCACAGACAACAUCGCCAUGCAGGCCCUGGAGCACAUCCACUCCAACGAGGUCAUCAUGACUGUCGGCCGCUCACGCACCGUCGAGGCCUUCCUCAAAGACGCAGCGAGGAAACGCAAGUUCCACGUCAUCGUGGCCGAGUGUGCCCCCUUCUGCCAGGGUCAUGAAAUGGCUACAGGUCUCUCCAAAGUGGGCAUUGAGACCACUGUAAUAGCAGAUGCUGCCAUAUUUGCAGUGAUGUCCCGAGUGAAUAAGGUCAUCAUCGGCACACAGACGGUUCUGGCCAAUGGCGGGCUCCGGGCGGUCAACGGAACCCACUCUGUAGCUCUAGCAGCCAGGCACCACUCGACUCCGCUCAUCAUCUGUGCUCCCAUGUUCAAGCUCUCUCCUCAGUUUCCCAAUGAAGAGGACACUUUCCAUAAGUUUGUCUCCCCACACGAGGUGCUUCCCUUCGCAGCAGGAGAGAUUCUAUCCAAGGUGAACGUGCACUGCCCCGUGUUCGACUACGUUCCUCCUGAACUCAUCACUCUGUUCAUCUCGAACAUCGGCGGCAACGCUCCCUCUUACAUCUACCGGCUGAUGAGUGAACUCUACCACCCCGAGGACCACAAACUGUAAUCAGUGUACAGAAAAUUAUAAUAAAUAAAAAGGUUUAUGCAAUGGA